This is a messenger RNA of Plasmodium coatneyi, 258 nucleotides long. RefSeq lists its product as uncharacterized. The record is from RefSeq and is a predicted model, not a curated record. Lineage: Eukaryota; Apicomplexa; Aconoidasida; Haemosporida; Plasmodiidae. The coding region runs from base 1 to 258 and encodes 85 amino acids. The transcript is spliced from 3 exons.
AUGGCUGAUUGGCUAUUUGGAAAUUCCGAAACCGGAAUGCAAGUUACUCUUGGAACUCUUCGUGUUGCCGCAAUUUUUUUAAUUGCCGCUUUACUAUAUAGAUAUACACCCGUUGGUCCUUGGAUUCGUGAGCACCUUCGUGGCAGAACAAAUAGAAGAAGGAGGAGGGCCAUGGAUGAAGUUUCAUUGUAUACAGAAGAAACAGAUAGUAUAUUUUCGGAUGACACAUCCAGCUAUAUAUCCUAUCAAUCUAUAUAA